Molecule: messenger RNA, 2587 nt
Organism: Marmota monax (woodchuck)
Lineage: Eukaryota; Metazoa; Chordata; Mammalia; Rodentia; Sciuridae
Gene: Spop
Product: speckle type BTB/POZ protein
Exons: 11
Coding region: 329-1453 (374 amino acids)
Biological process (GO): regulation of proteolysis; proteasome-mediated ubiquitin-dependent protein catabolic process
Cellular component (GO): cytoplasm; nucleus
Molecular function (GO): ubiquitin protein ligase binding
Source: RefSeq, a predicted model, not a curated record
GGUGUGUGUCGGGGUGUGUGUGUGUGUGUGUGUGUGUGUGUGUGUGUGUGUGGUGUGUGUGGUGUGUGUGUGUGUGUGGUGUGUGUGUGUGUGUGAGUGCGCGCGCUCGGAGUGUGUGUAUUUGUGUAUCGGCGGUCCCGCAGGUCCCGGAUGUUGCGGACAGUAUGAGGCGAGCGCAGGGGGACGGGGACCAGCAGCUGUCGCCGCCGCUCUCAGCAUCACAAGGAAAUAUCAACACUUAAAUCUUGUAAGCAACCAGCAGAGUGAAGAAAGAACAGAAAUCUUUGUCCCCUGACUUUGGAAACCUUGUUUAACCUUCAAACUGGCGAUGUCAAGGGUUCCAAGUCCUCCACCUCCGGCAGAAAUGUCGAGUGGCCCUGUAGCUGAGAGCUGGUGCUACACUCAGAUCAAGGUAGUGAAAUUCUCCUACAUGUGGACCAUUAAUAACUUUAGCUUUUGCCGGGAAGAAAUGGGUGAAGUCAUUAAAAGUUCAACCUUUUCAUCAGGAGCCAAUGAUAAACUGAAAUGGUGUUUGCGAGUAAACCCAAAAGGGCUAGACGAAGAAAGCAAAGAUUACCUGUCACUUUACCUGUUACUGGUCAGCUGUCCAAAGAGUGAAGUUCGGGCAAAAUUCAAAUUCUCCAUCCUGAAUGCUAAGGGAGAAGAAACCAAAGCUAUGGAGAGUCAACGAGCUUAUAGGUUUGUGCAAGGCAAGGACUGGGGAUUCAAAAAAUUCAUCCGUAGAGAUUUUCUUUUGGAUGAGGCUAACGGGCUUCUCCCUGAUGACAAGCUUACCCUCUUUUGUGAGGUGAGUGUGGUACAAGAUUCCAUAAACAUUUCUGGCCAGAAUACCAUGAAUAUGGUGAAGGUUCCUGAAUGCCGGUUGGCAGAUGAGUUAGGAGGGCUGUGGGAGAAUUCCCGGUUCACAGACUGCUGCCUGUGUGUUGCUGGCCAAGAGUUCCAGGCUCACAAAGCUAUCUUAGCAGCACGUUCUCCAGUUUUUAGUGCCAUGUUUGAACAUGAAAUGGAGGAGAGCAAAAAGAAUCGGGUUGAAAUCAAUGACGUGGAGCCUGAAGUUUUUAAGGAGAUGAUGUGCUUCAUUUACACGGGGAAGGCUCCAAAUCUCGACAAAAUGGCUGAUGAUCUUCUGGCAGCUGCUGACAAGUAUGCCCUGGAGCGUUUGAAGGUCAUGUGUGAGGAUGCCCUCUGCAGUAACCUCUCAGUGGAAAAUGCCGCAGAAAUUCUCAUCCUGGCUGACCUCCACAGCGCAGAUCAGUUGAAAUCUCAGGCAGUGGAUUUCAUCAACUAUCAUGCUUCAGAUGUCUUGGAGACCUCUGGAUGGAAGUCAAUGGUAGUGUCACAUCCCCACUUGGUGGCUGAAGCAUAUCGCUCUCUGGCUUCAGCACAGUGCCCUUUCCUGGGACCUCCCCGCAAACGUCUGAAGCAAUCCUAAGAUCCUGCCUUUUGCAAGACUCCAGAUUUUCCAGAAGCAGCAGCCCCUGUUGCUGCCACUGACCACCAGGUAGACAGCGCAAUCUGGAGUUUUACUCUGUUGUGGGGAAGAGACUGCAUCGUGGCCCCAGACUUUUGAAACAGCACUAAAUAACUUGGGGAAGCCGGGGGGAGGGAAAGGCCCAGGACUCGGGGCUACUCAACCUAAUGAAAACCCUGUUGCUGCGUCACCAUGUUCCCUUUGGCUUGACCAAGUCUGACUCUGGGAUUCAGUUUAGGUGCUGGCCCUGAGAACAUCCCAGUCAUGGUACUUCGGAGAAACCUGCCUGCAUCUGACUGAGCAGAACAAAUUGUCAGGUGCCUGGAGCAAAAAGGAAAAAGAAGAAAGGAAAAAAAAAAAGGACAUUUAGUUUUAAGAGAAGGGAAAAGGAAAGAAGAGUUUUUGCAGAAUUUUUCAAAAUCAGUUUGUGAAUUCUAAUAGUAUUUAUGUUGAGAGAAGCAAAUUUUAGUCCUUCCAACUGUGCUGAAGCUUGGAUGUUUGUGAAAACUCCUCACCACCACACAAGUAUCAGAAGAGCUCUCUCGUUAGCACUUAUUUUUUGCAAGAACAGAAUACAUCCUUUUAUCCUCUUAUGAAAGUGACAAGCAAAGGCAAAAGGGGAAGAGGUUAUUUGAUCUGGAAGAUAAGUGUUCUGAUGAUAGUGGCUUUUGCAAAAAUCUUUAUUGGUGUUGAAAACUGGAAAAAAAAAUUCAUCCAGAAUUCAUGCUGUCUUGACAAGAACUAUGGUUCUCUGUUUUUAGAUAUUGUGGAAAAUGUUUUUUGGCAUUUUUCUCUGAUUUUAUUUCUCUUCCCUCCCCCUUCCCUUUUUUCUAAAAAACAAAAACAAAAAAAAAAACACAAGAAAUCUGAAAACACACAAAACAAAAACAACAAAAAGAAGAGAAGAAAAAAGGAAAUUUUAUUAUUAAUGCUGUGUGAAAAAAGUCCCAGCACAGAUUGCUCAGCUGUUUGUACCUGACUUGCCACCUGCAUAGGAGCCAGUCCUGUUCCUCCUUCUUAGCCCUCUUCCUACAGGGGAGAACUUCCAAAUGUUAAUUUUUUCUUUUUGAAAAUAUAAAUAAUUACUAUUUUGUA